Messenger RNA from Symbiodinium sp. CCMP2592, 6030 nucleotides. The record is from the annotation of a GenBank genome assembly. Lineage: Eukaryota; Dinophyceae; Suessiales; Symbiodiniaceae.
AUGGGAGAUUCUAUGGAUGCUACAUCGUUGGACAUGGACCAAAUCCUUGGCAUAAUUGAAGAUGUGCAUGCAGAGGGGCAGACAAAACAACGAGACCAGGUUGGAACGACUGAGAAACGGCAAAAACGCAGCCUCGACAACAUCGGUCUCGGACCUGGAUCUGCCAAGAAACCUCGAGCCAAAAGCAAGCUGUCGAAGAACCAGGUUUUCCAUGAUCAGCAAUCGCGAGCUUAUAAUGCCAGUGGACGGGCCAGGAAUCAAGAUUUCCAUAUGCCCUUGCAUGAGUUCGGUCUAGAUCGUCAGCCCGUUGGAGGCAGAGGCCAGUGGAGAGUAUGGUCGUCUCCUGCUGUUCUUCGAGCGGCUUUCAGUUCUGAAAAAUCCACUUGUCGCCAGAUUAAGGAUUCCAUUGAAGGAGCUGGCCGCAGAAACAGUUCUGGUAGUCGUUAUGUUGUGGCAGAAGCUAUCCUGCAUGGCCAAGCCGUAGGUAUCCAGAAGCUGCAGAAGCCGGUCUCAGAAGAUGCAGAGCCGACGAAAUUGGCAUAUGCCAUUCGUAAUAUCAUGUUUGACGAGUCUACUUUCGACUUGUUGAUGAAUGGUGUAUCGGCUUCGUAUUCCGUACUUUGUUCUCAUGGUCAAUUGACGUACCGUCUUGAGGACGAGGAUUUGGUCCACGAUGAACAUAUAUUCAGGUCCCCUGCAGUUCUCAGCCCAGUGAUGAAUUCGGCCACGAUGCAUGCAGCUUUGAGUGCCGGCCCUGGGGGAUUUGCACAGGUCUUCGAAGGCAAGUAUUUGGCAACUUUGACCAUAUCGGAUGCUCAUGCUGCCAAUAUUCGCUUACUGAGAUUCGUUGACCAACAGCUGUGUGAUGAUCAGAAUCAUUUCUUCUUGCCAUCCCUAUGCCUGCAACACAGAGUGGGUAAUAUAGUGGAGCAAUUGACGAAAUUUCUGGGAAACUUGGGUGGUAAUUUUUCCAUUGCGAAGGUAUUGAAUAAGGGCAAUCUGUUGAAGGAUCUUCGGGCAAAAGCUGAUGGUCACAUUGCCCGUACAUUGCGAGUCUUGAAGGAAACCCCUGCAGCAUUGACAGAGGAGUGGUCUCAAGCCCAACAAGAAGCCCGGGAUUUGAUCCAGUUGUGUAUGAGCUAUAACGAUACCACGGAUCCUAUCCGCUCAGGGACUCAGCGGGAAGCCUUCCAGCGGCUUGCCGACUUCUUCAACGGACCUUGGACAGGACCGAGCUUUGCAGGGACGGUACUUAGUGAGUGCAACGCUUUGUCGGAGUAUAGCUUUCCGGAGGCCCCUUCAGGAGCUACUGCACUUCGAGAGCGAUCACGAAGGGCAGCAGCGGUCUCUGACCUGGCCAGACUACUUGUCACGGACUCAUACGGCAAGGGGCAGCACCCUAUGCACUGCGUGCUGGAAUUGCCCAAUGGUGCCCAGUGCUGGUUGGGAGGAAUCGGAGCGAGUGGGGAUGUGCAGGUGCUUAUUGCCAACGGAAUCGGAGCGAUCUUGGCAGCAGCGUCCCACCCUCCGGUGAUAAGGGAUUCCAGAAUUGACUUUCUGGGAAAUCUGGACGGCACAGGCGUGGUUCAUGGAGACAUCGACCAGGGCCUGGUUAUCAACAUGUUCCAGCGGAUCAUCAAACUUUUGUCGUCUGGGAUGAAGGUGCUUAUAUCCUGCAAGAACGGGGCUCAUAGGAGCAGCUUCCUAAUGGCCCUGCUCAUCAUCUUCUUGACGGGCGAGCCCUCGGAAGUGGUGUACUCGCACUUAAACAGUCUACGGGCCAUCGUUGACCUGAGCACCACGGCCCCAGAGUCGCGACACACGCAUGGUCGCAAGAAUGUCAGACCAAUCGAUGCCCUGGGCAAGAUGCAGCAAAUCUUCGCCGAAGAGGGCUAUCGGUCUCUGACCAGGCUCACCAGGCCAGCGCAGCACGCCCUGGGCUUCGACCAAGUGGCUCGCAGUCGCGAGAGUACGGAAUGGACCGAUGCCGGUGCCUACGUCUCUGCUCGUGGCCGUGGCGGUGCUCUUCCGAGCCUUCCCUUCAAGCGAGAUGCCGAGGCAAUGUCCGCAGAGUCCGGAGCUUCAGAAAGCGAGGCGGCCGUGGGGGCCUGGAUUCAAGUGUCGCUAUCGGAGUCGGAUGCUGGAGCAGAGACGAGCGAGGCCGAACCCAGGACUCCGAAAGAGCGGUCUCCGACCGGGCCAUCGACUCGGCUCCUUCCAACACCGAAGACCAAAGCGGGCAAGAUUGUGGAGCCUGCUCCGACCGAGCCGGCCUAUCUCCCUCCGACACCCAAGACCAAAGCGAGCAAGCCUCAGGAGACCCAGGAGCAGCAGGAGCAGGAGACUCAGGAGGAGACUCAGCCUGAUCCCUCACAGCGGUCUCCGACCGGGCCGUCGACACCUCGUGCAGGAUUCGAUGCACAGGACUUCGCCACGCUCAACAAACUGAUGAACAACCUCAAGGAGCUGGAUGAGAAGUUGAAAGGCGAUGAUACAGCGGCGGCCGAGCAGGAGGAGGAGGAGGACACUCCAGAUUGGGGUGAUGCUGACGAUCCCUCCGGCGUCUCGCCUGGCGGUGCCCAAGAAGAGCUUCCCCAGCCAGAGCCAUCAAACAGAGAAGAGUUUCGUCGCUUGAUGGAGCUGUUGGAAGAGCAACAGCGUCAUUUGAUCAGUCUCAUGGCGCAGAGGGAGGCUGAAAGUCAAGAUGCACAGGCCAGGCAGGAAACCGCGGGUAUGGGGCUCAUCGAGGCGAUUUUCAAUCAGGAGGAAGACUUGGCUUUGGCCCUGAUCAAGUCGUUGCGGCCAGGUUCCAUUGAGAAUAUGGCGGAUCCGGCUGGCAUGACGCCCCUGCAUUGGGCGGUCCGCACUCAGAGCCUGUCCAUCCUGUGGGCAAUCCUGGAGAAAACGCCAGGAUUGGCAGACCGCCAUACAAGCAUAGGGCGGCUGCCGCCGCACUGGACACCACUGAUGGUGCUUGCAGACCAAGGCAAAAAUCAAAAUCCGGUGCACGUGCAGAUGGCUUCGGCACUAGUAAGGCAUAUGUCAAUCAAUGGGCUGCAGUGCCGCGGUGGUACACUGGCAACGGUGUCCCACCUGGCCGCUGCCCGCGGACACAUUCACAUCUUGAAGAAGGUCCUCUGGCGGCUCAAUGACCUGGGCCAGCACAAGCUCGUCAUGAGCCACCUAGAGAUGGCCAACAGCGUGGCCGAAGCGAGAGUCAAGGCGUCAUCUCUGGUUUCUGAGUGCUUACUUCGACCUGUUGUUGUCCCGGCCUUGAACAAGUGGACGAAGGUCUUUCCGUGCAUCGGCGCGUGUGUGCUUCUCGGGUCUUUCAGUGAUGUGGCCCAGUCUAUUUUUCGGGAGAGAUUUGGAGAUCGAGAGGUGCAUUCGCUCUCCGAGCUGGAUAGUUCCGAUGAUGCAGAUGAUGAGGCCCUGCAUGUUCCAAUCAAUGAAGUCAAGCGAUGGAUCAAGCUAGCAAAAAAACGCAAUGCAAAAGCAACCAGUUUCCUUUGUGAUGGGCAAGCACGAUUCCUGAAUAUGUUGUGGGUUCUUGUUGCAGCUCCGUGCAUGAAGCUCCAUUGGAUUCUCUUCAAGACAGCCACGUGGUAUUCAGAUCGAGGCCGAAAGCAGCCGGGUCCAACAGCCAGCGACGUACAAGAGCAAAUCUUGACAGUAGGGCAAUUUUGUGUUCCAUCCAAGAACCCCGGCAAGAAAGUGAUGAAGGAACUUCAAUUCCAGCUGGAGGACCCAAGUUCGGCUUUCAGGUUGCUGUGUUUCUUCUUCGGCGAGUUCGAAGAUUGGCCUCAGGCCCGGAAGCGAAUUGCUUUGAGAAGUAUAUUGCUCACUAUUGGUCAGUUGGCAAGAAAAGUGAUCGAGCCUUUCCUCUCCUAUCCAUGGAAGCUGUAUGAACUAUCGCUCCCCGACAUAGAUCUGGACUAUCAGAAAAGACUACUUCGAGAACUAUGCAAUGCCCCCGCCUGCUGUUUGGAUGCUGGCUUCAGUGGCAAGUUGAAGGCUUUGGUCGUGAGAGAAGCAGCGGUAGAGCAAGGCUUGUCCACUGAGUUGAGAGAGUUCAUGUUCGUCGUGUUUGAAAGAGUGGUACUGACAUCAACCUUUGUGGAGAGAAGGUUUGCUCAUUUCAAUCAUUGGACAGAUGUCAAGGGGAAGGGAGUCUCUUUGGCUCUUCUGGCAGCAAAGCACAUCACCAGGGUUUUCCAAGAUGCUGUGGAGGUUUGGAAACAUCGUAUCCAGGCACCUCGCUCUCAGAGCUGGUCUCGUCGUCCUUCCUGGUGUCGUAAAUCUGACACAGUAGCACGACAGAAUGGCAUGCAUCUAUUUGCUCAAGACAGACGUCAGUCCAUGAGUGGUUCUUGUCGUGGAAGCCAGGCAUCAAGGCAGUUCCUGGAAGAAUCACAGGAGGCGUGGAAGUUGCUGAGCGAUGAAGAGAAGAAAUCGUGGGGCGAGCGAGCUCGGCAGAGCAAUGCUCGUAAAGCAGCUCUGCAAAUGGCGGCUGCUGCAAAACGGCCGCCCGAUGUCCCUGGCGGGCCUUGGAAGUUAUCUCAGCCCUCGGCACAGUGGCCGUUGUCUGAGAAAUUUCUCACCGAUUUUCGGGCCCAGCACACGUUUGCCUCGGCUCAGAAUCGAUGGUGUCAGGUCUUUGGACCUUUGGAUCAGGUCAGGGAGAUCGCGCAUGCCGUACCGAUGUCAGUCGCGCAGGAUAUCGCCGUUCGUGAUGAUCGAACUUUGUUCCAAGCUUGUCCGCAUGCAAGUUGUGUUGCGGAUUGUUCUGAAGAGGAGACCGUUGUGUUCGGCCGCUUGCACACGUGCUUGUCCGUGCUGAUCAAGAGAUUCGACCCAGCAAAGAAAAACAUCAGUGCCUUGCCCCUGACGCUUCUUUUUGAAUGCAAGGACCAGAAAGAUAGUGCUAUCUUUAUGCUUGCAUUUCGCACGUACAUGCAAAAUGUCGAUGCAAUAUUUCUGGAACUGGACUCGGACAAAGAUCUCACAGUGGAUUCGAGCCCUCCGUUCACUCUCAAGUUCAAGAAAGAGAGACUCACUGGUAGCAUCAUUUGGAACAAUGACCUAUCCGUUUGCAAAUCUUUGGCAACCAGAAGUCGGACAUGGGAUAUAUCUCGUUUGACUUUGGGGGAUUUGCAACACGACCUGUCUUCUUUUCUGGUUUGUGACAAGCUACCUCAUGAUUUGCAAGAUCUGCUGUCUGAAGCAGCACAGCUCAAGGAACAAGAGCGUGCACUCAGGGCUGUGCGAUUGCUGCAGAGAGCACAGAGGAGGCCACGGCCGCGGUCUCAGAACAUGCGUGGCCGGGGCGGAGGUAGACGUCGUGGCAGAGGCAGAGCCGCCCGUCCUCGUCUUGUUGCGGGUGAUGACGGAGAUGACGAACUGGAAGAAGAGGAUAAUGAUGAUAAUGAUGAUGGUGCAGCUGAGUUUGAUGAUGCAGAGUGGGAGGGGAAUUUCAGCGGAGAUGACGAGGAUGAUGUUUGGGGACUUGAACAAGCGGAGACUCCAGGCCCAGAUAUGGAAAGGCCCUCGAGUUCAGCAGGUCAUGUAUCUUCAUCCGCUGUCUCAGCUGGAAGAAGUGCGGGAGGCGAUGUCGAUGCUGCCGCUGCCGUUCCCCCUCCGCCUGCUCCCGUCGCUGAGGACCCGGGCCAGCGGGCUGUUCGCCGAAACCAGCGAAGAGGUAUACCCUGGGGUCCCUUUAUGUUGUCACCUAUUGUACCUCAUCAUGGUAGACAAACUGGCUGGGGUGCAAUUUGCAACCUGCAUUGGGAUAGAGGUGAGGGGGCUAGCAGCACCCAGUGCAAAAAAGCAGUAUCCUAUGGGACCAUGGAUGAUGCUACUUGCAUUCUGAGACUGAAACGUUGGCUGUGUGCCGGUUUGCACGAUGAUGAGUUUCCCCAAACCAAUCCGCGAACCCAUCACGUGAAGAUGGGGGGUCCGGGUUUGGUGAGUUUCGCGGAGGGCAAGAACGAGGAGGAAAUGGAUAUCGAGGUCGCAGCCUACCUCAGUUAA